Molecule: messenger RNA, 4052 nt
Organism: Rhinolophus ferrumequinum (greater horseshoe bat)
Lineage: Eukaryota; Metazoa; Chordata; Mammalia; Chiroptera; Rhinolophidae
Gene: KCNMB4
Product: potassium calcium-activated channel subfamily M regulatory beta subunit 4
Exons: 3
Coding region: 503-1135 (210 amino acids)
Biological process (GO): potassium ion transport; detection of calcium ion
Cellular component (GO): membrane; voltage-gated potassium channel complex
Molecular function (GO): calcium-activated potassium channel activity; potassium channel regulator activity
Source: RefSeq, a predicted model, not a curated record
CACAUCCCUUUCGGGGGUUCCCCCCCAGUUCGCCCCAGCUCAGCCGCUCCUGCCCUCGGGGCAGCUGCCCCGCGAGUCCGCAGAGCAGCGGCAGGCGGGCGAUGGAGACCGGGAGACACUGGGCGAGAGGAGGCGGGGUGGGGGAGGCGGGGAGAGCGCGCGGGCGGAGGCUGGCAGGGGGCGCUGGAGGAAGGAGUCGCCCGUGCGCUCCUGGCGCCCGAGGGUGCAGGAGGCUCUGAAGCCGCGGCAGCACCGCGAGCCUCCCGGGCACGGGCGGCGGCGAGGCUGGGGGGUGGGGGGCGCGGGGCGCUGCCGCGGCCGGGGGCGUCGCGGGCCUCGGCCCCUUUGUUCUCGCGCGCUCCCCCUCGCCGCCCACUCCCCUGCUGUCGCGCGGCGGCGGCGGCGGCGGCGGCGGCGGCUCCUCCCGCCCGAGGCAGUCGGGCUGGGCGCCGGGGGCGGGAGGGGGCGGGGGGAGCGCGCCCGCCGCCGGGAGUGGGGGGCGAUGGCGAAGCUCCGGGUGGCUUACGAGUACACGGAAGCCGAGGACAAGAGCAUCCGGCUCGGCUUGUUUCUCAUCAUCUCCGGCGUCGUGUCGCUUUUCAUCUUCGGCUUCUGCUGGCUCAGUCCCGCGCUGCAGGCUCUGCAAGCCACGGCGGCCAACUGCACGGUGCUGUCGGUGCAGCAGCUCGGCGAGGUGUUCGAGUGCACCUUCACCUGUGGCGCCGACUGUAGGGGCACUUCGCAGUACCCCUGCGUCCAGGUCUACGUGAACAACUCCGAGUCCAACUCCAGGGCGCUGCUGCACAGCGACGAGCACCAGCUGCUGACAAACCCUAAGUGCUCCUAUAUCCCUCCCUGUAAGAGAGAAAAUCAGAAGAACUUGGAAAGUGUCAUGAAUUGGCAACAGUACUGGAAAGAUGAGAUUGGUUCCCAGCCAUUUACUUGCUAUUUUAAUCAAUUUCAAAGACCAGAUGAUGUGCUUCUGCAUCGCACGCAUGAUGAGAUCGUCCUCCUGCAUUGCUUCCUCUGGCCCCUGGUGACAUUUGUGGUGGGCGUUCUCAUUGUGGUCCUGACCAUCUGUGCCAAGAGCCUGGCAGUCAAGGCAGAAACCAUGAAGAAGCGCAAGUUCUCUUAGAAGGGAGGAGGCUUGUGGGAAGCAAAGCACAGAAGCUGUAUCCAUCUGCACACAUCUACCUGCAGAGCCUGUUUCCGGCGCAGGAGACGGAAGAGGCUCUGAGAGGUCUCGGAGAGGUUCCUCCCUCAACGGUAGCGGCAGCAGCAGCAGGCACAACUGGAAGCCUUGGAACCUCGCAGAUCGGAUUCUGUGUGUUGUAGCGAUGGCUCAAGGGUGAAGCUCUUAGCAGUCUGGAGUAUCAGUGUCAGAACAUGCGAUAAGAGGUUCAUUUUCUUUGGAAAGUAACAGUAUAUAAUUGUACAGUGUAGUAUACAAAUCAUUAUGAUUUAUGGUAUUUAAAAAUAUUAAAAUAGAGUGGUCUGUGUUCUUUUCUAUUUCCUUUUUUUAUGCUUAGAACACGGGUUCAAAAAAAAAAAAGGUCUUCUGGGUUUCAUUUCGUUCUGCGAGACUGAACUUUUACUUGGAGGUGAGGAUUCCUAUCCUAUACAAGUCUUGACGUCACUAUAUAAUCCCCAGUUUCCAUUAUUAAAGAGUAUCUUUUGACUCUUGCUUGAAGGAAGGUUACUGCGCUGUUAACUGAGUCUUCUGUCACUUCUGUGACUCUUCGGCAAGCGACGCUCAAAGAUUGGAAACCCAUAUCCUGCAACACUUGCCUUUGACUACCCAUUAGUUUUCACCAGAUUAUUUCUUAAGAGAGGAAAUGGUUAUGCACAAGGCCUGUCCUCGCUCUACGAGCACUGCUCUCCUUAUUCAUCUGUUCAUGUCAUUUUUGAUGGAUUUUAUCCCCUCGUACAAUAGAAUGUACAUGAUGUGAAGGACACUUUUCAGCUUAGUUCAACGUUGUUUUCAUUUCUUUUGUAGGUCAGAAAAAAAUAUUCCAAAUUUGUUUAAACAGUUUGUUUCGAUUUCCUUUGUCCUUGCCUUGAUGUUACCAGUAUUAAAGCAAGAAUAUUGCGGCAGUUGUUUAGUUUGCGUGGACAAGCCUGGAGAUGCAACCCAGCUCGCAUCACUGCUGAGCUUUCUGUGCCUUUAUCUAAAGUUCAUUGAGGAGACCAGACUUCUUUGCAUUUGUUUAUAAAUUCAAAUUCCAAAUACCAGUCACAGGUCUCAGUGAAUAUCAAACCUACCCUAUUUAUUUAUCAAGUGGAAUCAAACUUUGUUUGGAUGAAAUGUAUAUUGACAACGCUAAUUUCUUUUUGUUUUCUUCUAAUAUUCUUCAACAUGCUUUUAGUAGAAUAACGACAAAUUAGAAUUUAAGGACAAGCUCCCCUCAGUUAUUUGCUCAGAGUUCCAAGAAAAAUACAUAUUAGUGGAAUGACGAUUUUGUGACUUUUAGUCCACAUACCACUGUUCUUUUAAUUUUAGAAUGCAAGUAAUUGAGAGAGUCAUAGUCUUCUGUGGAAGGGCGCUGGAUGAGUAUGAUUAUUUUUUUCUAAUUCAAGUGUUACAGGUUGUACUGUGAACAAGACCUUGAACACACUAUUUAUGACAUCCUUUGAAGCAGCUAUAGUGCCUUGACUUCAAGGUUUUCUAUUGCAGCGUCCCUGUGGUUUUAGCAACACAAUAAACUAUUCUGAAGCAGAGUCACAUGAACAUGGGAAUCAGAGAAAAUCAUCUUAGCAUCCCAUUGUGGGAAAGGAAGUCGACUUUAUCUAUUUUAUCUUAAUCCAAUAAUCUGUGAUGCUUAUGUAAUCUAUGAUAACAGCCAGUUAAAUUUGAGAUACUUUAUUUAUAAUUGUCAUUAAAGAUAAAACCUAAAGAAAUAAGGAAAUAACAUUUUCAAAAUCAUAAAAGGCAAAGAAACUUAACUUCUUAAUAUUUUAACUCUCUUUUUUUGUAUAAGUGGUCUAAGACUCCAAAAUAAUGAUCUCUCACAUAAGACAGAAGUUUAUUUCUUCCUUACACAGCUAUCCACGUGUAGCUGAGAAGUCUAGGGCAGGUAGGGCAUCUCCGUUUCACAAGUUAAUCAAGGGACCCAGGAUUCACCUACCUUAUUCUUUCAUUACCAAGGGUAAUGGUCAAAGCUGUCUCAAAGAAGCACAUCCACUGUAUAAAAAGAGGAAGUUGGGAGCAAGCUAUUUCCAUUUAAGGAGAUGUCAGCCAUCACUUCUGCUCGUAAUCCAUUCAUAACUACUCACUACGUACUCGUAGCUAUCCCUAGCUUCAAGGAAGGCUGGGGCAUGUUAUAUCCAGCUAGGUGGACAUAUGUUCUAAAACUCCAGGGUAAAGGUUCUAUUACUAAAAGGAAAAGGGGAGAGUGAAUACUAGAGUAAAAGGAAAGAAGGAUGCAUAGCCAUGAAUAGCUCAUGCCAUGAUGAAAAUCUGAGCAGGGCUGACAAAGAUCCCUUGCCCUGGCAGGAAAUAAGGUCCUUGGUUAAACCUUGAAUCUGCUGUCUGGGAGAAACUUUUGUCUAUCGUCCUCUGUGGUCCCAGGCUUGACUUCUAGGAAAUUCUUGCUCAUCAGAUUCAUAACCACAUCUAAAACUUUUGGGGGCAUCACAGCUUUUGCAGGCCCCUGCCUGCUGGUACAGAUUUGUGACCUAGAUUUCCUUAGGGACUGAGCAAACAUAGGCUCUUAGAGGCUAGGAUUAUAGUUCAUUUGGCUGUGAUAAAGAGGCCAACUCCGUUUUUGAUGUGUGAAUGCUGACAGCUUUCAAGCCUCUUCAUUCCCCUUUGCUCCUAAGCUCCAUAUUAGAAAGCUGAUUAGAAAGCCUGGGGGCCUCCUUCUUUGGGCCAGGUGGGAAGUUCAAAUUUAUACAAGCUCUGGCCUGCACACAGGAACCCUCACCCCAGCCUCACACUCUAAGAACAAUAAAAGUCAAGCCAGUCCAGUCAUUUUUUGGAUCUGCCUGGGGACUUGCCCUGCUCUCCCCAGAAAGUCUCAUUAUGUGAAUAAUAAACCUUUUCAUACCCUCUU